This is a messenger RNA of Sitodiplosis mosellana (orange wheat blossom midge), 2956 nucleotides long. RefSeq names its product iron-sulfur clusters transporter ABCB7, mitochondrial (gene ABCB7). Lineage: Eukaryota; Metazoa; Arthropoda; Insecta; Diptera; Cecidomyiidae. The record is from RefSeq and is a predicted model, not a curated record. Bases 655 to 2769 code for a protein of 704 amino acids. Gene Ontology annotation, biological process: transmembrane transport; intracellular iron ion homeostasis. The transcript has a single exon. Gene Ontology annotation, cellular component: mitochondrial inner membrane. Gene Ontology annotation, molecular function: ABC-type transporter activity; ATP binding; ATP hydrolysis activity.
UAUCACGAAAAAUAAUUCCGUUUAAGUAGCAUUUCGAAAGUUGCGUUCAAUGUAUGCAAGUCGAAUCUAUCGGUGAGCAUAAUGAAUUUCCAUAUCAAAAAUAAAGCACAGAAGAAAAACAACAACAACAACAACAACAACGGAUGGAUUAAUCCACUUGAGCAUGAACAAUUACGAAAUCACCGCCAAUUAAUCGUAAAGAAACAAUCAACACGAAAAAAAAACAAAAUGUUCAAUGGAAAAUUCAGUGUCGCAUGAGCGCAUAAUAGCAAAGCAGCGAUUAUGAAAUAAGAAUAAAAUGCAAUGACUGAUUUUCGAUGUGCAUGUGUUUUGAAUUUUACUUUUACUAUUCAUAUGCGGAAAUAUGCUGAACACGAAACAGCAGAUAUUAUGUCGAAUCUUAGCAUGUCAGCCAAAACAAUAACAAAUCAACGAUGAAAAAAAAAACACAUGAACCAACCUGUGAGCCAACCAACCAACCAACCAACUAGUUAAGCACUUUUAGUACGGCAAAUUUCUUGAUGUUAUUGUAUUUUGCCUCUAGUACAAAACGUCAAUGUCACUUUCCCGUUCGCGAGUUGAUGUUUGCAAUCACAAAACUGCUAGUGUGAUCACAAUAUUAAGAGGCCCGCACACCUACCUCUCUCAGUCGAAAUGAUUUCGAUUUUGUGCAAAAGUUGUAUAACAAAACAAACACACAGCAUCACAAGUAUCAAUCGUUAUUUUAAUAUUUUAAGUGGAAAUCAAUUGUCAUAUUCGAUAUGUAAAACGUCCGGACGAUAUUUUUGGCGAAAUUUUGCGAGCACAUCAACACUAUCAGCUGCCUCCGUACAAUCGAAUGACGACGCGAAAGAAACAAAACCCAAAAAUGGAAAGCUCGGCACAAAUAUUCUGAGUAAUGUGUUUUCAAAGCGAAAGAAAUUGCCAACAGCGCCAGUGAGCCAGUCGUUGUCAUCGUCAACGGUUGAUUUGUACAGUGGGCCUGAAAUAUCUUCGGCUGAGGUGAUUCAGGCGAUGAUGGUGUACAUUUGGCCCAAAGACAACGAAAUGAUCCGUCGUCGAGUUGCCCUUUCGCUUGGACUACUUGUCGGUGCGAAAGCGUUGAGUGUUUGUGUUCCAUUCCUGUUCAAAGCGGCCGUUGAUAAUUUAAAUGUACUGACUACAGCUUCGGUGCCCGAUACAUCAUUGACAAUUUGCACAUCAAUCAUUCUCGGCUACGGCAUUGCCCGUUUGAGUGCGGCUGGCUUCAGUGAAUUACGUAAUGCAGUUUUCGCACAAGUUGCACAGCAUUCGAUUCGAAAAAUUGCGACCAAUGUUUUCAUGCACAUGCAUAAACUGGAUCUGAGGUUUCAUUUGAAUCGACAAACUGGUGCUCUUUCGAAAACCAUCGAUCGUGGAUCGCGUGGCAUCAACUUCGUGCUAACAGCAAUGGUGUUUAAUGUUGUGCCAACGAUUUUUGAAUUGGCUUUGGUCUCAACCAUUCUUGGAAUCAAAUGUGGACCGGCUUUCGCAUGCAUUUCGUUGAGCUGCGUCGGAAUUUAUGCCGCAUUCACAUUGGGUAUCACAUCAUGGCGUACGAAAUUCCGUGUUUACAUGAACAAAGCGGAAAAUCAAGCCGGAAACAAGGCCAUUGACUCGCUCAUCAAUUACGAAACGGUGAAAUAUUUCAACAACGAAAAAUACGAAGCCGAACAAUACGAUAAAGUGUUGCAAAAAUACGAAGUGGCCAGUUUAAAAACGGCAUCGAGUUUGGCACUUUUGAAUGCCGGUCAACAUGCAAUAUUCAGCGUCGGUUUGACGGCAAUUAUGUACCUGGCCGCACAAGAAAUUGCCAAAGGAAAUAUGACCGUCGGUGAUUUGGUCAUGGUGAACGGUUUGCUGUUCCAAUUGUCAAUUCCGCUAGGAUUUCUGGGCAGUGUUUAUCGUGAGGUACGGCAAGCUGUUCUCGAUAUGAGUGCCAUGUUUCGGCUGAUGAACCUUGAGGCAGCAAUUCAAAACAAACCAAAUGCACCGUAUUUGUCGAUUGGACGCGAGAAUGCUGCCAUUUCCUUCCGAAAUGUGUCUUUCGAAUAUGAAGCGGGGAAGAAAAUUUUCGACGGUCUAUCGUUUGAUAUACCAGCGGGUAAGAAGAUUGCCUUUGUCGGUGGCAGUGGAAGUGGUAAAAGUUCAAUGGUUCGUUUGUUGUAUAGAUUUUUUGAGCCAAUUUCGGGCACGAUAAGUAUUGGCAACCAACAAAUCACCGAUGUUGACUUGGAUAGUUUACGUAAAGCAAUCGCAAUUGUGCCUCAAGAGUGUGUUUUGUUCAACGAUUCAAUAGGGUUCAACAUUGGAUAUGGUGAUUUGAGCAAAAGUCAAGCUGAAAUUGAAGAAGCCGCACGAAUGGCCGGUUUGCAUGAAGCCAUCAUUAAGUGGCCAAGACAAUACGAUACACAAGUCGGUGAACGUGGACUCAAACUGUCUGGAGGUGAAAAGCAACGAGUUGCUAUCGCAAGAGCCAUUCUUAAGGACGCCCCAAUUUUGAUAUUUGACGAAGCAACUAGUAGCUUGGACUCAAUCACUGAGCAUAAUAUUCUACAAGCACUUGUCGCAGCUACGAAGAGUCGAACCAGCAUUUGCAUCGCACAUCGACUGUCCACCAUUCGAGAUGCCGAUGAGAUUUUAGUUUUGGAUAAAGGCCGUGUUUGCGAACGCGGCACACACGAUAAACUACUCGGCUUAAACGGAUUAUACGCUAAACUAUGGGCUGCCCAAAGCAAAAAUAUUUACUAGGUUUAAAAUGAAUUGUUAACGAUUUCAACAUUUACCUAUCGUUCCACAACCACGUUCGAUUUUAAUUUAAAAAAAAAAGCGUUAUUCUAACAUAUACAAUUGAGUAAGACAUUUUUUUUGAGUUUUAAAGUCUAAAAAAUGUGCUUUGAAAAAUAUCCAAUUAAAAUAUUCCAUUCAAACACUAAAA